Messenger RNA from Lathyrus oleraceus (garden pea), 372 nucleotides. RefSeq lists its product as uncharacterized. Gene Ontology annotation, molecular function: zinc ion binding; nucleic acid binding. NCBI's taxonomy places the organism in Eukaryota, Viridiplantae, Streptophyta, Magnoliopsida, Fabales, Fabaceae. The transcript is spliced from 2 exons. The record is from RefSeq and is a predicted model, not a curated record. Bases 1 to 372 code for a protein of 123 amino acids.
AUGAAUGAUAUGGACAAAAGUCUUCUAGAGUUGCUAGGCAUGUUAAGAACUGUUGAGCAGAAUCUGAAGUCAAAAGGGAGGUCCAUUGUAAUGGUCAGUAAUGGAAAGAAGCAGAACAAAAGGCCCACCAAGAAGGGUGUUAAAGUGAAAGGCAGGGAAGUUACUAGACCUAAACCUACUAAUCAUGCUUUUAAGCCUAGUGAAUGUAUAAUAAAGGUGGACACUUACUUCUAUUGCAGUAAGACUGGACACUGGAAGAGAAACUGCCCAAAGUACCUGGACGAUAAGAAGAAUGGAAUAGAGACUUCAACUUCAGGGGAAAAGGUGAAGUUGAUCUACGAGUUGGCAAUGAAGCAAAGUUUGUUGCUUUAG